AUGAUCAGCGCUCAGGAUAGGAGCUCUCGUGUAAAGCGUCGACCAGGUAUGACGAUGACUGAUUAUAAACUCAGUAAUGAUCGAGGACCCUCUCACAAUACUAUUACAAUGAAUAAAGACCAAAGAGUUUAUCCACGUCCGAACCUACCAGUUUUCCACAAAACCGAUGAUGAUAAUAACAGAAGAGUCGAUACGAAAGAUAAAGGAAAAUCAGUUGAUCCGCUUGCUUUGCAAAGUGGCUUGACUUUAAAACUUAAUGAAGAAGAAAUCAAAGAAACCUGGGAUCGUUUGAAAAGUCGUUUUAUGAAUUAUGAACCACAACAAUACGUGAGGCAAGCGGACGUUUACCAUAAUCCGAAUCAAACAGACAGUGAAGGAGAAAUAAUCCACAACACAGGACUCGCAAAAAUUAAAGAAAACCCAGAAUUAAAUAGAUGGAUGUAUAAAGAGUAUGAUCAAUCUGUUCAUCUCCCGCACGACUUUUUAAAGGCAUCUCUUAAGGAUAUUCACACGAAUCAUCAAGUAACGCCCACCGAAUCAACUGGAUCACAUUGCCCGCAUGCUUCCACUUCUGCGAUUCCAUAUGGGGCUAAUACUAGAGCAACAUCCCCUUUGAAUCCUGGUCCAUCGACAGGAGGACUUCUUCGACCAUCGUCUCAAAUUAUGAAUUAUUUUGAUAAUGAAGAAAACCUUCGAAAUCUUCCCACGCUCCCCGAUCUUAUCGACGCGAUUCAACGAGUCCUCUUAGUCUGUGUCGACCCGGCAUGUCGAUGUAGAUAUUCAGGCUUGGUUCCUGAGCCUCUCACGUCGCAAGAACCAGCUUUCGUUAGUAUGGUGAUCAGAAGGACUUUAGACAAUCCAUUCAUGUACGCUUCGAUUCCGGUUGUAAUUCAAUUAAAUCGCGAAAACCAUGUAAUGAAUCCAUACAAAGAUUCUACAAGGGUUUCAGACCGACCCGUUAUCCCUCAAUCAGCCUUGUUGGAGGUCUUUCAUGGUCCAAUUGAAUAUUUGAGGGUUGAAGGUUUAACACCUGAUUUAAUACCCCAUUUGAUUUCUUAUUUUGAUUCAAGUUCAAGACUCCCAAUUGGUUUAAGCGCGAGAUGGAUGCACGUUCGUUUUGUUAUCGUUGGUGAAUUCGAAGGUAAAACGCGCGAGUUACAACUUGAAAAAAGUAUGAAAGAGUGUCCUAUCUAUUGCGUAAAAUAA
Molecule: messenger RNA, 1206 nt
Organism: Melampsora larici-populina 98AG31
Lineage: Eukaryota; Fungi; Basidiomycota; Pucciniomycetes; Pucciniales; Melampsoraceae
Exons: 9
Coding region: 1-1206 (401 amino acids)
Source: RefSeq, a predicted model, not a curated record